Messenger RNA from Meloidogyne enterolobii, 1802 nucleotides. The record is from the annotation of a GenBank genome assembly. NCBI's taxonomy places the organism in Eukaryota, Metazoa, Nematoda, Chromadorea, Rhabditida, Meloidogynidae.
CGAAAAUGACGCGAACUUGUCCUUUUUGUAAUUCGUCAGAAAUUGAAGAAGAUGCGGGAAGAGGUGAUGCAAUCUGUACAGGUUGUGGAGCUGUUUUAGAAGAAUCAAAUAUUAUAUCUGAUGUUCAAUUCCAAGAACGUGGGGGUGGACAAGAAGUUAUUGGUCAAUUUGUUAGCAGAGAUCGAGCUCAGCCUACCUGUCUUGGAGGAAUUAAUGGGCUCCCUCGAACUGAAUCUCGUGAAACAACAUUUCAAAGAGGACGUAAACGUCUACAGGAGGUCGCUAAUCAACUUCGCAUUAAUCAACAUUGUGUUGAGCUUGCAUUUGGCUUUUUCAAAAUGUGUGUUACCAAAAAAUUAACUAGAGGAAGACUUCGUUCUCAUGUUGUUGUUGCUUGUUUGUACAUGGCCUGUAGAAGUGAAAAUACUUCCCAUUUACUUUUGGAUUUUAGUGAUGCUACUCAGAUAAACAUUUUCGAUCUCGGCCGAACACUUGGAUUUCUAUCUCGAUCUCUUUUUAUAAAACUUCCUCCAACAGAUCCAUGCAUUUAUGUUCUUCGAUUUUCUGCAAUGCUUGAUUUUGGUGAUAAACAAAAAGAGAUUGCUCUCUUGGCUACACGUAUUAUUCAACGAAUGAAACGUGAUUGGAUGUCCACUGGUCGUCGACCAACUGGAAUUUGUGGUGCUGCGUUACUGUUAGCAUCUAGAGCUUUUAAUUUGAACAGGUCUGUAGCUGAUAUUGUCAAUAUCGUUCAUGUGAGUCAUGGCGUAGUCAAACGUCGUCUUGAUGAAUUUGCGAAUACCCCUUCUGGUUUAUUAACUAUAGACGAAUUCAACAACGUUGAUUUGGAAGAAAGUGAAGAUCCUCCUGCAUUCCAAGAGUCAAAAAAGCGAAUGAUUGAAGAAGAAAAGCGAAAACGAGAUGAAGAAAAAGCGGCAGAUUCUGCUGUUAACGAGUUUGAACCUUUACGUCGUGAAUUUGAAGUAGAACUCCAAAAACGUCUCAAAAAUUCCCCUUAUGCAAAAAUGAUUGUUGGAAAUAUUGCUGAUCAAGGAGUACCAGAAUUGUCUAAAGCAAGUUGUAUUUUGCGUGAUGAGAUGAUGGAUACUGUUUUUGAACUGGCAGAAGAACAUUCACCUUCAACAAGUUCCUAUUCUGAAUAUGGCCCAACAUUAGAAUCACUUGGUUUAAAACCUUCUUAUAGUCAACAAGUUGAAAGAAAAAUAAAUGAAACAAUUAAAUCAGAUUCUAAUAAUACAGAAGGGGAUGGAAAUUUGGAUCUUGAAGGAAUUGAUGAUGAUGAAAUCGAUUCUUAUAUUUUAACGGAUACAGAAGCUUCAAUUAAAUCAAAAUACUGGAUGGCUCGUAAUUCUGAACAUUUACAAUUAAUGGCAGAAAAGCGUAAAAUAAAAGAAGAGGCACAGAACAUCAAAAAAGAGAAAACCACUAAUCAACCACAAAGAAAAAAACGUAAACCAAAUACAAAUUCUGCACUCAAAAAAGAAGCAAGUGAUCCGAAUGAGGCAAUGCUCCAAGUGAUAAAGGAGAAAAACUUGUCAAAUAAAAUAAAUUAUGAAAUUCUGAAAAAAAUUGAAGAGGAAUUUUGAUAGAAGAUGGGUAAAAUUGAAGUUCGUUUACCCCUUCAUUUCUCUUUCCUCGAAGUGAUAACAAAAAAGAAAAAAGGAUGAAAGAUUUGUUGCGUUGUUAUAUGAGUGCCUUCGAAGAAAGCACUAUUAUCCGCGCGAAAUUUUUGUUGUGCAAUGCCAAUUGUUGUGCAAUGCCAACUUCAAUUUUACCAUGUA